Messenger RNA from Mirounga angustirostris (Northern elephant seal), 4710 nucleotides. RefSeq names its product cytochrome P450 2C21. Gene Ontology annotation, cellular component: intracellular membrane-bounded organelle; cytoplasm. The transcript has 11 exons. Lineage: Eukaryota; Metazoa; Chordata; Mammalia; Carnivora; Phocidae. Gene Ontology annotation, molecular function: heme binding; oxidoreductase activity, acting on paired donors, with incorporation or reduction of molecular oxygen, reduced flavin or flavoprotein as one donor, and incorporation of one atom of oxygen; iron ion binding. The record is from RefSeq and is a predicted model, not a curated record. Bases 2486 to 3856 code for a protein of 456 amino acids. Gene Ontology annotation, biological process: xenobiotic metabolic process.
UUUGCAGGCCUUCUCCAUGUGUGAGAAGAUUGACGUCUGAAUGAGCCAUGUUCUCACCUUCCUUUGAAGUUAGCUCCAAAUUCUCUUUCUCUGAUGCUAAUGUAAGAUCAACCUUGUUAUGUUGUAACGAAAUGAGGUCUUCUUUUCUAUCUGGCUGUUUUGGGACUUAUCUGAGGAAAUGCAUGCUUCCCAAACAAGAGACGGAGAGCUUUACCAGUUGGGCCUUCAGAUAUUCCCUAACGAGUCCCUCUCCAGGCUGCUGGCUGCACCACAGCCCCCCUGCUCUGUGAAGGGAAGUGCGCUCAGGGUGGGCAUCACCUAGGUGCUAAACUCAGACACCUCUUGGUAGUCCCUUGUGGAAUUUUGACGGCAAAUAGACACGUUCAGCAGCCACAGCCCGAGAAGGACAUGGGACCUGCAGAGAUGUGGCUCUGGGUCAUACCAUCAGGGAAGGCUCAGAUACGCAGAGGCGCUGGGUGAGGGUGAGGGGAAUCCAGAAUGUGUGGUAGAGACUGGAGAUAAUGAGCCUGAGUUAACCAACGUCAGGCGCAGGGGCUGUUGUGACCUUCCUCUUCUAGUGACCUUCCUCUUCUAAGCUUCCCACAGGAAAAGCCGGCCCACCAGAUCUGGGCAGGGCUGCCUUCAGAAGUCGCAUGGAGACUCCCGCAAUGUUGACACCUGCUGCGUCACUCAGAUACCCCUUCAGAACCCAAGAACUCGGCCCCCGAGCUGCCCGGAGAGUUGCCAGUGGAGGGCCCUGUCCGUCAAUCCUCUUGGAGAGUGUCUCAGCUGAAGAGAGCUGCCGCAUGGCCCCUUUCCCAGGUGGUCCAGUGCCUGUGGAGGUGGGCAUAUCUGGGCCUGGCCCCCUGCCCCAGCGCUGGACAGCUUUGUAGGCGUCAGCUGAGGCCUCCCUUAAAGCUGUAUUGCUCAUAGCCAACUUCUGUCCCUGCCCAAUUCUGCUUCCCUCCCUACCUGCCCCCCCCCCCCCCGGGUCAUGGUCCCAAGGGCACCCCUCCUAAACUUUCCUCUCACUAGCCCCAGUCACAGUUUGCUUCCUGGGAAAACCAAUUUGGGACAACCAUGACAGAAACUUCGGAAUUUUUUUUUUUUUUCCCCUGAGUUGGGAUUUAUUUGGAGGGUUUUUUCACGGGGGCCUACCUUAAACUGACUUACUCAUUCAAAUAACUGAUUUUUAUGCCAUGUCAAAAACUCACUGUCGGGGGCAAGAGUGGACACAGACCAGGUAGGAGUACUGCCCUGGCCCAGGUAGGAAAUGGAAAGGCUGGUACAGGGUGGUGGAGGUGGGAGUAGGGGAAAGUCACUGGAUUUGAGAUAGAUUUUUAACGUAGAGCAGACCGACCUGGGCUGCCCUCCUUCUGUCUCCUUCCUUGACCAGACAACAAAGAGCUUCUCCCUCAGUAAUGGGCCCCUAGAGCAGGAGACCUCUCAACUCUGCCAGCCCCGUUCUAAGCUGGGAGCUCAGAAUGGCAGGAGAAAGUGUGGCAGGUGUGGUCUGGUGUCCCCAGUUCCUUGGGCAUGAGCUGAAGGCUCCUUCACCUGCCCCCCUCGUCCACCUCCAAGAACUCUGCUCUCAAGGAAAGAAUAGCAUCUAGAAAGUACAUCCGGUGUGAUGGUCCCUUACACUGAUGGCACUUUACAGAUUACAAAAUGCAUUUAUUGUAUUGCUCUGCGAACAUCACAAACCCUACUAACAGGAGAGUUCAUAGGUGGGGAACCAGGGACUCAGUGCGAAUGAGAAUUAGAAUGUAUACAGUCAUGAAUGAGCAUGUACUGGAAUUUAUAGGGAACAUUGUGGUUUCUGCUCUGGAAGAAUGCCUAUGGGUGCAGCCACUUUGGAAAACAGUAUGGAGGUUCCUCAAAAAGUUAAAAAUAGAGCUUCCCUAUGACCCAGCAAUUGCACUACUGGGUAUUUACUCCAAAGAUACAGAUGUAGUGAAAAGAAGGGCCAUACUGCACCCCAAUGUUCAUAGUAGCAAUGUCCACAAUAGCCAAACCGUGGAAGGAGCCGAGAUGCCCUUCAACAGACGAAUGGAUAAAGAAGAUGUGGUCCAUGUAUACAAUGGACUAUUACUCAGCCUUCGGAAAGGAUGAACACCCAACAUUUGCAUCAACAUGGGACUGGAGGAGAUCAUGCUGAGUGAAAUUAAAGCAUUACUCUCUUGGCAACCUUGGCAUAAGCCAAGAAUCUGACGUUUAUGAGAUGCUACGGGAGCAACAGGAGUUUAAACAAAAAGUAGUCUACCUCAUUCCAGCUUCUGCAGGAAAUCCUGGAGUCUGAGGAGAAAGGCGACCGGCCUGCCCCUGUUCAAGGCCUGGCGUGUGGUCACUCCUCGCUGAAACACAGGAAACCCAUACUUUCCAUACUGCUGAUUUAAAAUAGUUUUGUUUUGGAGAGAGUAAAGGAAUACCAAGAAUUCAUGAACACUAACAAUCAUUGGAACUUCUUUGACUCUCUCUGGUCAAGAUGGAGCGGGACAAGUGUGAAUUGGGCCAUGAGGUGCAUCAUUUUCUUCUUUCUGGUGGCAUUGAGCUAGCAGAGAGUUAUGGCCCUGUGUUCACGGUGUAUUUUGGCAUGAAGCCCACUGUGGUGUUAUAUGGAUAUGAAGCGGUGAAGGAAGCUCUGAUUGAUCGGGGUGAGGCGUUUUCUGGCAGAGGCCCUUUCCCAGUGGUGGACUGGACCAGCCGGGGAUUUGGAAUUAUUUUCAGCAAUGGAGAAAGAUGGAAGCUAACCCGACGUUUUUCCAUCACGAUUUUGCGGAAAAUGGGGAUAGGAAAGAAGACUAUUGAAGACAGAAUUCAAGAGGAAGCCUUGUGUCUGGUGGAAGCAUUAAAAAAAACCAAUGCAUCUCCCUGUGAUCCUGCGUUCCUUCUGGGCUGUGCUCCCUGCAAUAUCAUCUGCUCCAUUAUUUUCCAGAAUCGUUUUGAGUAUGAUGAUAAAACAUUCUUAACCUUGAUAGAAUAUUUUCAGGAAAACUUCCUAAUUUUAAGCACCUCCUGGAUACAGCUCUACAAUGCUUUCCCUCUUUUAAUACAUUACCUUCCAGGAAGCCAUCACGUGUUAUUUAAAAAUAUUGCUAAACAAUUUGAGUUUAUUAUGGAAAAAAUACAAGAACACCAAGAAUCCCUGGACUUCAAUAACCCUCGGGACUUUAUUGACUACUUCCUGAUCAAAAUAGAAAAGGAAAAACACAAUAAACAGACUGAAUUUACCAUGGACAACUUGAUCGUUAGCAUAUGGGAUAUGUUUGGUGCAGGAACAGAGACAACGAGCACCACCCUGAGAUAUGGAUUCCUCAUGCUGCUGAAGUACCCGGAGAUCACAGCUAAAGUCCAGGAAGAGAUUCACCGUGUGGUUGGCAGACAUCGGAGCCCCUGCAUGCAGGACAGGAGCCGUAUGCCCUACACGGAUGCUGUGGUUCACGAGAUCCAGAGAUACAUCGACCUCGUCCCCAACGGUCUCCCACAUGCAGUGACUCAGGAUAUUAAGUUCAGAGAAUACAUUAUUCCCAAGGGCACAGUCGUAUUAACAUCUCUGACUUCUGUCCUGCAAGAUGACAAAGAGUUUCCCAACCCAGAUCGCUUUGAUCCCGGCCACUUCCUGGAUGAAAGUGGCAACUUUAAGAAGAGUGACUACUUCAUGGCCUUCUCAGCAGGAAAGAGAGCUUGUCUUGGAGAAGGCCUGGCCCGCAUGGAGCUCUUUUUAUUACUGACCAACAUUUUACAGCAUUUCACCUUGAAACCUCUGGUUGAUCCAAAGGACAUUGACACCACCCCAAAAGUCAGUGGGUUGGGUGCAUUGCCACCCUUCUUCAAGCUCUGUUUCGUUCCAGUCUGAAGAAAGGCCAGGCUGCCAGACUGCAGAGCCACUCUCUGGCCUCAGCUGAACAAGCCAGAUGCUUUCUGGCCUCUGUGUUAGCCACUGUCCACCUCUCCUUUCACGUCAGGGAGGACAUUCCUAAACCUGUCUCUUCUCAUUGUCCUCAUCUUUUAAGAUUCAGUUCAAAUUUACCCACAUGAAACAAAACUCACUGUUACUUUCCAAUUAAAUUCUUUGUGUUUCUAAAUGCAAUUCUAAAUUCUAGUUUAGAAUUUAGAAUUUAGAAUUCUAAUUCUAAAUCCAAUUGUGAGAUUAUGCUAUAUCUCAUCUGCAGUGUAUACCAAUGUAAGGCACCUUAUUAAUAUAUUUUCUUCUAUUAAAAUUUAAAAAUUAGGGGCGCCUGGGUGGCUCAGUCGUUAAGCGUCUGCCUUCGGCUCAGGUCAUGAUCCCGGGGUCCUGGGAUCGAGUCCCACAUCGGGCUCCUGCUCGGUGGGAAGGCUGCUUCUCCCUCUCCCACUUGCCCUGCUUGUGUUUCCUCUCUCGCUGUGUCUCUCUCUGUCAAAUAAAUAAAUAAAAUCUUAAAAAAAAAAUUAAAAAUUAUCCUAUGAGUUAAAUUUUUUUUUAAUAUAUGAUAUUCACUAAUUUCUUACCCCUGUCUCUUGAUAGUUUGGCAUGUGUAUUUUUGUUUUUUUCCCUGUGGUUAUUAAUAAAUGGGUGGGGUACACAUUUGUGUAGGUUUGCAUGUACAAAUAUGUACAUGCAGGGAGAAAACGGGAUGGUCAUUUCAGCCAGAGGCAAUAACAUGAGAUAAAAUAUGAAUUUGUUGGUCUCUCCAAGGAUGCUCUUCCUGUUUUCCCCUACUGGUUAAACAC